Molecule: messenger RNA, 5398 nt
Organism: Haliotis rufescens (red abalone)
Lineage: Eukaryota; Metazoa; Mollusca; Gastropoda; Lepetellida; Haliotidae
Exons: 28
Coding region: 315-3578 (1087 amino acids)
Source: RefSeq, a predicted model, not a curated record
GUGACGUCAUGACAUAUUUUGCUUUCGCGGGGAUGUCAAAACAUUUCAGUUGUCAUCAUUUGGUGAAUGGACAGUUCACGUAUUAUCAUGGCUGUGUCAGUGGAAAUAUUUAUGAUGGACAUGUGAGAAAAUAGGACAUAUGGGUGCCUUUGAUUGAUUUUAAUGGUAAACAAGGGCUUUUAGUGGAUUUACCGUCAUCGUGCACCUGCCUGUUCGCCGGUUUUGCAUAUUGUUAGACUCGAGAGGAUGUUACACAAGGAGGGCAAGCCGUCAACAAAAUCCCAGGAAGACAGAAUUGUGUGACACCAGUCAAAAUGUCCCAUGGUACUGGCGCCCUUGCCAGCUCCUUCCUAGAGGUCUUCAAGUGUGAAUCCCUGGCGAGAGAGUUCUCCUUGUGGGAGCAGGUGUAUCGGAGUCUGACUCGUCCGAGAGAAGGAACGGAGAAUGUCUCGGUGACCAAUCACAGGACUGAAGCAGUUGAUGCCGUUCAUUCCGAACUUCAUCUUCUCGAUCUUACACAGUCAGAAAUUGACAAUUUUGUGAUAUAUACAUUUGUGCGGAGGUAUGGAUGGUCGGAGGGGGUCAGGUUGAGCCUGACUGACUCGGGGCUAGUGGUCGAAACGGGUGUGCCUGAGGUGAAGUCCGUCACCAAGCGUGAUAAACAACAGUUGGAUAAACAGCUGGAUGCAAUCAUCCAAUGGCUGUCCGAGCAGCAUGUGUGUGCACAGUUACUGAGGAGUUUCCUGAAACUAGUGAAUGAAGCGUCAUCCCUGCCGAUAGUGAGGAACAGAUCAGUGGUCCACACUCUCGCCUGGUUACAGGGGGCAGGGGAACAGCUGAACGGAGCACACGUUCUCCCACUGGUGACAGAAUUUGUUUUAGCAGCACUAACAGACGUCUGGUCAGCUAUACGUAAAGUCAGCUGCAAGGGCCUGGGAGAUAUCAUAGACUGCCUGUCAGAUGUGCAUCAAGAGACGGUGUGGAACAGCCUCGUCAGAGUCUGUGAUGAUGAACACACACCCUGGCAGGCAGUAGAUGGUGCCAUGCUAGGCAUCAGUGCAAUAGUACAACAUCUACACACAUACGGAGGUACAGCUACAUCGAAUCAGAAGCUGACCUCUACAAUACCAGGUUUCGUCCAGCGAGAUAUUCUCACAGUCGUGUUCAGAGUUAUCUCCCAUUCCCAGCUUCCAAUACGAGAGUCGGCAGUGAAGGCGGUAUCUGCCUACAUUAGUCUAGUGGAUAACCAGGAAUCUUUAAGAAUCCUGGAGCAGACGUUAGCCCUGUUGCGAGGAGGAAAUCAUACACAGGUUGACCAGGAAAGUCAAGAGUUUGUGGAUGCCUACAAAGCGGAGGGUCUUCUCAAUGUCUGUCAGUCUGUGGUAAAGAGUCUGCCGCUGGCUUCUCUGCUGCCAUGCUGGGGUGGUUACCUCUCCUCGUUUCUCCACCACCUGGCUCACCCUGCCUCCUCCGUCCGUCAGUCAGCGAGCUCCGUCUUCAAACUCCUGGUUCAGAAGUCGAGUGAGAACACAGGCUUGUUGUGCCAGCUGCUGCACACCCUGACUGGAGGCUGGACCACAUCUCUGUGUGACGAGGCCACACCACCAGACUCUCAGACUCUUUCCUGGGAGGCGAAGGAAGGUCGGAUGUUUGCCUUCGAGGUCAUCUGCAGUUUCCUCAUCAAGAAUCACAUCAGGAAGAUGUUUUCAAGGCGGAAACCAAGCAAGCUGGAAAGUGAUGCACAAACACCUGAGCCCAGGGUCAAUCACCACAGUGACCGUGUAUCUGUUCCCGUGGAAGGAGGCAACAUGGCCACCCCGGAAAUCCAGGUGAAGAUGGCCACCAAUCAGGAGUCUCCAAGCUUUUCUGUCAUAGCUACUCUGAGACUGCACAGCAAAACAGAGGGACAGAUUGGGACAUCCGAUGUGAUCCCCGACAAGUUCCCUUGUUCCCUGCAUGGAGCUGGAGAGAUUCCAUCAAGUCCAUUACUGGAAAAAGCACACACCAAAGCACAAACCAAAGAUUGUCCAAGUAUACGUAAAUUGUUUGUGACGAUCCUGUACCAGACCAUGGAGUGUUUAGCCGACAACCAGUGGGAGCUGCGUAGAAUUGCUCAACAGGUAUUGCCUUGUCUGGCAGAAGUGAUCCGGUGGUUUGACUGUCACCUGGUACAACACAUCUGGGACAAGCACCUGCAUGUGGACACCUGUCUCAACACCUGCCUCGCCACCUACAUGUGUGUGUUCCUCCUGAAGGAGAGCCUCUAUCACUGUAUCCGCCUGGAGCCACUCCUUCAAGACUCCCUGGAGUCUGUCAAGACUGCAGAGUUGACAGCUUCCGUCCGGAUCAUACUGGAGUGUGUCAAGCUGAACACAGCACGCUAUCUGCCGGUCGCUGACCUCCUGCUCAAGAGACCGUGUUUUGACAGGCUGUCCGUGACCUCCGCUGAAGUGAUCAUCAUGGCUCAUCGACUGUUUGAUAUGGAGGCAAAUCAGAAACAGAGUCAGUGCUCGGCUGUGCUGAGUUUCUGGAGGAGUGUGUUUGUGUUCGCCCACCCCGGCAGUCGGAUCACACGGCACAUGCUGGAACCCCCGGCCAGGCCGUUGACGUCCCCUUAUGAAGGAUACCUCAGUUGUUGCUUGGUGAAGCCUGAGGGAGACAGUCAAUGUGCACGACAGGUUGAGAAGGUGUUUGUGAAGACUGUGUCCUGUCACCUUCAGUAUUACCUGAGUUGUCUCCCCUGGACAACAGUAGCCGCUUACCUCCCCCUGGUUAUGUACAAUAUUGGACUCAUCGUUGAUGAUACUCGUAUCUGCAAAGCAUUGUUACGAUGUGUAAGCAGUCAGAGUUCCAGUGUGGUGAACAACCUGUUGAGGGAGGAGUCAUCUGACCGACAGUCCUGCCUAAGGUGCAUCUACUACUGUCUGAGAGAGGCUGCUGGUAUAGUUACCAUGAAGAGCCUGGACACUCAGCUGCUGCAGAAGGUUCUCAACAUAUACCUCAGCUUGUGCCGUGCCAUCAACCCAACCAGACACCUCCAGAUGAUCUUCAGGGGCCUCUGUGGGCGCAUCAGUAAGUCUUCCAGCCUGCAUGAAAGCCUGGACCUGUCUCCUCGCCCCGACCAGGAUGUCUCCUUGUUGUGGCAGGAGUCACCGAUGUUGCUGUGUGCUGAAGACCCCAUCAAGGCCGACCUAGAGGAGGAGGAAGAUAUAUUUGCAGGUGGUGACCUGCCAGCCUUCUACGCGGAAUGCCUUUCACUGAAUGUGAGCAAUACAAGCGGUCAGUUGAGUCUGUCUGGGAGACAACGGACCGUGAGCACCCAGAGUGAGGGGGGUGAGGCACGGGAGACUGAAGGGGGUCAGGACAAAGGGGAGGAAUCUGAUGACUGGGACAGUUGGAGUGAUGAUGAUCAGGAUGAUGCUUCAGUCAUUGAGAUGUUUUCUACGUUCCUGCACCAGCUGAAGCUGUCCCUGGGGCAAGGGGCUGCAUCAAUAUUUGACGGGGAAGUGAUGCUGCUUGAUGAAGAAGAGAGAAGGUCGCUGAUCGACAAGUUUCCUACUGAGAGGGGAGAGUCAUGACUCCAGCAAUGUGCCACAGAUUACACAACAUUUGAAAUACAAUUUGCCGGGAAAAGGCAUGAAUUACCUCCAACUGGAAAUUUCCAGAUCAAAGAGCCAUUUUUGAAUAUUUGUAUACUGCGGUAAUUUUCUCUUAAUUAUUUGUUGGUUUUCAAUGUUACUUUCUCCUAUUGACAUACUACCUGUGAAGCUCUGGGGUAGAAUAGGUCUUAGCAACCCAUGCUUGCAGUAGUGGCUCACUAUGGCUCACUAAAUAUGUCUCCUAUCUAAACUGCCUGGCAAAAGAAUACACAGUCAUGUUUGUUAGUGGCUUCAAAUGAAACAAGACCCCUGAAGAUCCCGGGUAGAAUAGUCUUCAGCAACCCAUGCUUGCUGAAAAGGUGACUAUGCUUGUCGUAAGAGGCUACUUACGGGAUCGGGUGUCAGGCUCGCUGACUUUGUUGAUGCAUGAUAUCGUAUCCAAAUUGCAUGGAUCGAUGCUCAUGAUGUCAAUCCCUUAUUGUCUGGUCCAGACUUGAUUAUUUACAGACUGCCGCCAUAUAGCUGGAAUAUUGCUGAGUGCAGCGUCAAACAACAAACAAGCAAACAUAUUGACAUACAGGGACCUAAGUUGAUAUCUGAUGACAUGAUCAGGGGUUGACAUAUCUUUGGCCGAAUCCAACUAGAUCGCUGCUCAUUUCGAAUUAGCUGUUUAUGUAAAAUAGCUAGAGUUUGGAAAGCAACUAGCCUCUCUGGAGUUUCCCUUGCCUCGGACUGUCUACGCUUGUGAUUUGUGACUUAAAUGGCGAUAAUUAUUUCACUACCUUUUCACUUGCUUCCUUUGCAUCAUUGCAUCAUUGGGCGGUCGGGUAGCCCAGUGGUUAAAGCGUUUGCUCGUCACGCCGAAGACCCGGGUUCGAUUCCCUACAUUGUGUGAAGCCCAUUUCUGGUGUCCCCCGCCAUAAUAUUGCUGGAAUAUUGCAAAAAGCGGCAUAAAACCAAACUCACUCACUCACUCAUUGCAUCAUACCGAGGAGAGCUGUGUCCCUUGGGCAUGCCAGAAAUCUAAGAUCAUGAAUUCGGGGGCGUGGGUGGCUCAAUUGUCUAAGUUGUCUAAGGCACCGCGAUUCGCCGUGCAGAGUUGCGUCCCUUUGGCACGCCAGAAACCUCCAACACUAAGCUGACACGCUGUGAUAUAACUGGAAUACUGUUUAAAACGGCGUUAAACCCAACUCACUCACUCACUCACCAUACCCCAUUUCACCUCACCUUACCUCAGGUUGAUAAUAAGCUGACUGCCGUGAUAUGACUGAAAUACUGUUCAAAGCGGUCAAAGCACUCAUUCUUUGCAUUAAAUGACUUGACUGUAUACUCGUGAUAUGGUGUCGGUUGUGUUAGAUAUUUGACUGCCUCCGUGUUCACCCACGUUACAUAUAUAUAAAAAUGAGAUCAGUGUCAUGUGUAGAAAUUUCCAUAAGGUAUAUGGAAGCUCGGAAUAUGUGAAGAUAUUGAAUGGAUGGUGGUUGACUUGUUUCCUGGUGUGUAUCUGUGGAGACACAUGCAAUUCAAAUGUAAAAAAAAUAUCAAUUUAUCUUUUGGUUCCUUUGUUUGUUGUGUUCAGCAAAUCUGUAGAACCUCCAUGAAAAGUGUUGAUUUUAAUCAUCAAAGGGAACAGUAUUUCUUAUUUUGCAAAUUUAAUUUACUUGUUUUUACAUGCUCAAAAUAUUUAUUUUGUAUUGAUUUACAAUUUGUCAUGGCAUUGUGUUUGUAUGAUGUUAUUUCUGAGUGAUCUUAUUGAAGUUAUGUUAAAAUCUUGUUAUGUUAGGGACUGACAUUUGGGG